Messenger RNA from Nycticebus coucang (slow loris), 8582 nucleotides. RefSeq names its product docking protein 6 (gene DOK6). The coding region runs from base 195 to 1190 and encodes 331 amino acids. Lineage: Eukaryota; Metazoa; Chordata; Mammalia; Primates; Lorisidae. Gene Ontology annotation, biological process: positive regulation of MAPK cascade; cell surface receptor protein tyrosine kinase signaling pathway. Gene Ontology annotation, cellular component: cytoplasm. The record is from RefSeq and is a predicted model, not a curated record. The transcript has 8 exons.
GGCCCCGUUCCCGGUCCCCGUCCGCGGAGGCCCUGCCUCGGUCCCCGCCGGCAGGAGCCCGGGGAGGACCCGGCGGCGGCGCUGCUGCUGGCGGCGGCUGGAUGGAUGCGAGACCCGAGCGGACCUAGCGGCGGACGGCGGCUCUGGACUCCGGAAAGCGGAUCGCGGAGCGGACGAGACCGGACGCGCUGGCCAUGGCCUCCAACUUUAACGACAUAGUCAAGCAGGGCUACGUGAAAAUCCGCAGCAGAAAGCUGGGGAUUUUCAGGCGAUGCUGGUUGGUUUUCAAGAAGGCUUCUAGCAAAGGACCCAGAAGGUUAGAAAAAUUUCCGGAUGAAAAGGCAGCUUAUUUCAGAAACUUCCAUAAGGUAACUGAGCUGCACAAUAUCAAAAAUAUAACCAGACUGCCUCGAGAGACGAAGAAGCAUGCCGUGGCGAUUAUCUUCCAUGACGAAACGUCUAAGACAUUUGCCUGCGAGUCAGAGCUGGAGGCCGAGGAGUGGUGCAAACACCUAUGCAUGGAGUGUCUGGGGACCCGGCUCAAUGACAUCAGCCUCGGGGAGCCCGACCUCCUGGCAGCGGGGGUGCAGCGGGAACAGAAUGAACGAUUCAAUGUGUACCUUAUGCCUACACCCAAUCUGGAUAUUUAUGGUGAAUGCACAAUGCAGAUCACUCACGAGAACAUCUAUCUCUGGGAUAUCCACAAUGCCAAGGUCAAACUGGUGAUGUGGCCUCUCAGCUCACUGAGGAGAUACGGUCGGGACUCCACCUGGUUCACAUUUGAGUCAGGAAGAAUGUGUGACACAGGAGAAGGACUAUUCACUUUUCAAACAAGGGAAGGAGAAAUGAUCUAUCAGAAGGUCCAUUCUGCGACACUGGCCAUAGCAGAGCAGCAUGAGAGAUUAAUGCUAGAAAUGGAGCAGAAGGCCCGGCUUCAGACAAGUUUGACUGAACCCAUGACAUUAUCCAAAUCAAUCUCUCUUCCUCGGAGCGCAUACUGGCAUCACAUCACGCGUCAGAACAGCGUGGGAGAAAUCUACAGUUUGCAAGGUCACGGGUUUGGCUCCUCCAAGAUGUCCCGAGCGCAGACGUUUCCCAGCUACUCGGCGGAGCAAAGCGAGGAGGCGCCGCAGCCCCUGUCGCGGUCCAGCAGCUACGGCUUCAGCUACAGCUCCAGCCUCAUCCAAUGACCCGCGGGCAGCCGCCGCUGACCAGAGAGACCCCGCCCGGGCCGCCUGCGGGUCAUCGCACCCCGCCUCCUGCAAGACCAACCGCAGUACAUUGACGUGGGUCGGGUCUAGCCCCAGGCCCAUCGGAAGGUUAAAAACUGGAGUUCUGCUUCCUUGAUUCCGUGGCUAAGUCCUUUUAUUUAUUGAAUUUUCUUUGGGGGGGGGUGGGGAGGAGAUCUAUGUUUUACAAAAAUAGAAUCUAAAUCCUAUGAACAGUCUUUAAAUAAACAGAAUUCUUGGGUCUGACAGUAGCAGAAGCCUUGGCACCGAGCGCAGUUGGCCACACUGCAUUGGGGUUGUGCUUAUGUGGGGGACACCUCACCCCUCCAGCCUCCAGCUCAAUCCUCCCCUCUGGGCAAAGGGUCUGUCCUGAGGACAUGAGGGCAUCUCUGUGGCUUUCAAAGCUUUGACAGGAACAUUCCAGUAAGUUCGAAGCCCAGUGACAAUUAAGGGAAUAUGAAGUUCAGAACACACUGUGAAGCAGGGCUCUGUAGCUCCACGCCCUGUGUGUAGACAAAUAUAGGUAUGGAUGUUGCUAUAUCCAUAUAUCUAUAACAAGUAUAUAUAAAACUUGCCGAGGGGGACAGGAUGUGCACGCUUCAAUUGUUGAAAACUGUACUUUGGUGCAUUAAAAUUAAGGUUGUUAUGUUGAAUAGCUAUUUUUAAAAUAGUGCUGUAAAAAAAAAAAAAAGGCUUCUUAUUAGCAAACGUAUUUAUAUAAUCCAGUCUGCUUCUCUGACAAAUACAAGUGAAAAUGUGAAAAGGGGAACAUUUGGAAGCAAAAGAACCAAACCGUCCUGCACGUCCCAUCAUCACACUGACUUUCUGGCCAGUGCUCCUUUCUGGUUGACAAUGGUGUUGCCUUUGGCUGACCUUGGGAGCUACAUAGGAAGACUGGCUGUGAUCACUAAGAAGCUUCUAUUUAACCUCCAGGCGGGGUGGGUGGAGGGAGGGAAGAGAGACUGUAGGUGAGAAACAGUUUAAGGAAGAAAUAAAAAUACAAUUUAAAAGAACUCAGCUAUUUUACAGUCUGGAGAAGAACAAAUGGGCACAGGAUAGUAAAAUAUCAAUAUUUAAAAUUUCACCGAGGUAGUGCUCAGAGAACCCUUAGAGGUUUCUAAUUUAUUGUGUAACCAAAACUUCCUGGGCUUUAAUUUUUUCUUUUACUGGACAUGGGUCGUCUGGGAUUAUAAGAAAAAGUAGGUCAACUGUAAUUUUUUUCACCCUGACACCAAGGACAAAUCUACAAGGUUUAAAGGGAAGGGGCGUAAACUGAUGAGGUUUGGGUAAUUCUGAUCCACAUAGAUAGUUUGCUUUUCAUUUUGGAGUUUCCUCAUGUAAAAAGAAAAAUUAUCCCACCUGAAUCAUCUGAUGCCACACGCCUAAGAUGCUUCUUUCUUAAAUACUUCAGGCUGAGUUUAAGGAACAGUGAGCCCAGGUCAUGCAGGAUGAAAACCUGAUUUCUUUUUUCUUAAUAGCAAAUUUUCAUAAACUAUCAAAGUUAGUCUGUUGAAAGCGUACCUCUUUCUCUGAUCUCUGAUAGCUAUUUUUUUCUUCCCUAUCCGUAGAUUAAGUGCAGACUGACAAUAUAUUUGAGUGAAUAACUGCUGAAUAAAAAUGGUUCCAGGUCCCUCCUUGGUAAAUGUGCACUUACAGCAACUACCUAGACUCUCUGAAUCACCCAGAUAGGUCUGAAAACCCCAUCAAGAUGCUAAUCAUAGGAGUUAAUGUGGCUGCAAAAAGUAAUUAUCCUAAGCUUUCAGGGAUAAAAAGAAAAUGACCCAAACUCUCUGCACUGUGAAUUUUGCUGAGACAGCAGAGGAGCAGAUGACUGGUUCCUUCCAACUACACAGCUCUCCCUGAAAUCUCAACGUUCAGGGUUAAAAACCUCUGAAUUUCUUUAGCACAUGGCAUUUGCUUUUGAAAUGCCAUUUUUGUCAAACACACCAGAGCAACUCCCAGCUGAGACUGUUUGAGCACAGUUCCUAGUGGGCCUCUCGCUGGCUCACUCAGUUGAGCUGUUGAUUAGACCCCACAAGUCUCCACAAGCAACUGGUGGAGAAAGGCCCUCAGGGGUCCUGGUUCACAUCUCAGCUUUAUUAAUGUGCCAGAAGCACAGACAGCGAGUCCAGGGGGGAUUCUGCUAAUUAGAUGAGUCUGCUCUUGUUUCUAUUUGGUAGGAGAUAAAUGUCUGCAUGAAAUUGCUUCAGAAGCACCUUUCAGUUCUGAUUCUUACCAGUGACCAUCAUGGUGGAACACCAAUGAUCAGGCAGAACCUUGGGCCAGUUCAUUCUGAAAGUAGUAUCAUAAAAAGAGUGCAGGAGAGGAAUAUGCUUCACAAGUCUUUCAUAUAGUUUCAUCACAGUGAGAAUAAGGCUGUAAAAUAGCCCAUCGUCCAUUUUGGAGCUUUACUCUAACAUGCUCCUCCCAAAUAUACUUACAAUUGUAGCUAAGUCAGAACUGCUAAAUGAACAGCAGGAGAAUUCGUAUUAGCCUGAUGUGGUUGACACCAGGCAGGGUUCGUUGUAAUAAAUUGAGAAGGAGAUAAAUCUUCUACAAAAACCAAAGAUGGCCAGUUACGACUAUACCAGUCUCCUGAAACUUCAUAAAAUCAAUGCCACUGGAGCAACUAAAAUGGUCAUGGCAGUGUACGCAACGCGCCUGAGCUCGCAGGUUUUGAGUGAAGAUGCCUUUGUAAUUUCAAGUCAUUCCUCCCUUCAGAGAUUGUAGUCUUACUGUCUGAGACUUUUUCAUUAUAAAGAGGCAUUUCUAUGAACCAAAGACAUCUUUUGGCUCCUUCUAAAAUUGAUUCAGUUGGGGUUCCAUCUAGAUUUCUACAGAUAAAUGAAAAUGGUCAACAUUUCCAUACCAGGUUUGAAGCGACUGAUGAUGAAGGAGCCCAGCACAAAUAGUAAUCGCUGCUCAGCAGAGGAAGCCUGGCGUCUGUACACAUUGCACAGAAAGAUUACAUGAGGGAAUGUAUGUUUUAUGUCCCCAGUUUUCCUCUGGUAAUAGUAAUUAAUGUACACACAACCAACACAUGACAUUAUAGUUAAAAUGCAGAAAAGUACAAAAUAACCUUGAUCCAGUAUUUAACUGUAUUAACUAUAAAGUACACACACCUUUCACUUAUGGAGCCAACAAUAGGCACUCGGAACUAAUUUAGGCAAGUUGCAAAUAUUUAUGAAUCAAUAGGUUCUUGCCACUGCCACAAUUUGAAUUUAAUAAAAUAAGAAAUAUAUAUUUACUUAUAUAUUAGGGAAGAAGUUGUUUGAUAGAGCAUGUGAUAUAAAUUAAAAUAUAUUUAUUAAAAGUAAACCUCCCCUUUCUCACCAAAUAUUAACUAGGUACAAGUUCUCAUGUCUUGUACAAUGCCUCCUUGUCUUCACUGGGUAAUUACGUUUGAAAACCCUACAUCACCUGUAAAAGGUGAACCACUUCCACCUUCUAUCCAGUAUAGAAACCAUGGACUGGUAAAUAACUUUACGUUGCCAGGAGUCGUUCCUACUGACCCAAUUUAUUGCAUGUGGUAUCUUUAUAGUAGAUAUUAAAAAUAUAAGUUAAUGUCUUCUCAUUCCUCAGCUAAUACCUUCAGAAAACUUUGUAAAAGAAAAGAAAGCAUGGGUACCCUAGUUGCUAAAUCAUUUAAGAUAUUUCCUAAAAUUGACCAUUAGUGCUGCAGUAAAAACAAAUUAUAUUCUUACUUAAAAAAUGUAGUCCAGUUUGAACUAUUAUAGCCAGCACAGUAAAUGGGCAAUACAUAUGCAGUGGGGCUGAGAUUUAGGCCUUUAACAAUUCAUGUUUUAUAUAAAAAAUAUAUAUGUAUACAAUAUAUAUAUACUAAAAACUUCUCAAAGUGAAAAUUACACAUUUUUCUCCAGUUCUAUUAACACGUCUAUCUAUAUCUUGCAAUUUCAAAUUGUUUUAUCAAUCAUUAACUAUACUUGACGAUUUCCCAACCAGAGCCCUCUCGAAAACUUGCCAGUGGGUGUCUAGUGAUAGUUACAACAAUUUGUGUGAAAUGCCACACAAAUUUAGGGUAUGAAUUCCUGGAGUAUUUAUUUGAAGACUAUGAAAUUGAUGGAGAGGAGAGAGGAGGAAGUUGCCAAUUAGAAACUCAACAAUUCAGUUAAAAUGACAAAGAAUCCAAUGAAAUGUCCAGAGUAACACUUGGACUCUACUUUCCUCACCCUCAUACUGUGUCACAGACUUAGCCUUCUUUACUAGGGUCACCUCAUACUAACUUACUACAGGAAAAGAACACCAACAAAUAUGAUUCUUUCCGUUUGAAAAAAUUUUGAGGCAAAAGAAUGUGUAACUAAGUUCCUAUAGGAAAAUGUAUCUUCAGGAAUAUGAGAAUUGCUUUUAUGUAGUCAGCCUCUUUUGAAUUUCCUCAUGAAGGUAUGUUUUAUCAGUAGGGAGAGAGCAAUCUAAUGUGUGUGCAUUCUCUAUAUAUGUAUUUGACAGAUUGCCCACCUUUUCUCCAUGGAAUUACCACAAAUCCUUUUCUUGCUCAAGAGUGUGAGUCUUGUAUCAUUUCUUCUGCAGUUAUUCUGAUGGAGGAGGCAAUCGAUAGUUUAAAGACGCCCAUGGAAGUACCGUGAGAUGCUGGGCACAUUUUCUAGGCAGGUGGAAGGCUUGCUAGAUCUGGAAGCCAUCUUAAAGGUCAUGUAGAAUCAAGGUCCCGCUUUAUGUUUCCUUCAGGAGAAAAUUGAUAUCUAUGGGUGCCAUCAUUUGCUCAAAGACAGAGAAACCACCAGGAGUAGCUAUGCCUACUUCCACAUUCCUGAUACAGGACCGUGUCUCUGGCUCCAUCGUGUUUGGCUCCCAACUAGAGGGAGCAGAAGCUAAGAGCUGUCACCUGGCCUUGAAACAAGCCCUUGUGCAUUUAAGUGUUUUCCCAGAUUUUUCAGAUGGGGCAGUCCCUUAGACUUGGAGGUCAUGAAUGGUUGAUAGGCACUUUCUUAUUUUUAUAUCCCCCAGUUCUUUGUUUGAAAUUCAAACUCGUUUAUCCUAAAGUGAUAGGCAAACAAACAAACAAAAAAGACUUUAAGUAGAGGUGUGUGUUUUGCAGUCUUCUAAUUCAUCAUCUUGUGAUCACAAUUAUUAUUUGGGGGAUUUGUGUCACUCCCGGCACUUUACAGAGGCAUUAUUUAUGGCGUUUCUCACAACAAACUUGUCAGAUAAUCGAUGACAGCAGGGCUACAUUUUUUAUGUGAACUUUGAAAAACUUUCAUGUUCAACAGAAAUUUGGGGAAGUAUUUUAUGUGGCAAUAUUUUACACAUCAAGUUUGUCCUUUCAAACUCCGAUAGGCAAUUAAAUUAACUGAUGUUUAGAUAAAUAAGAUGUAAGCUAAAAUUACUAAAUAAUACGAAAAUCACAUUUUACUGAAAUUUUCAGACAUUUUCCCCUAUUUUAAGAUUUUAACAUUUUGUAAAUGGUUGAGGGAGAGGAAAAAUACAUUCAUAGUGAAAAUGUUUCUUUUAACAAUUCUAUUUUUUAUUUUAACUUCCAUGUCUGCUUUCUUAGCCCAUGUUCUGUAUCUUCAUUGUCAGAAGUAUUAUAUUAAUGCACUUAAAAUUUCUAAUCAUUUUUGGGGCCAAAUAAUUGAUACAAUUAAUUUGUUUCCUAAUUUUAGGAUGAUUUUAGAUUUAAAGCAUAAAAUCAAGCCUUUCUGUAGACAAAAAAAAAUGGAGAAAGGCCUACACUCUCAUCCUAUAAUCAUGCUAAUGUUGGAGUUUCAUUUCUAUAUUAAUUCACCCAAGAAACCCACCACGUCAAAGGAGUUAUUAUCAGAUAUCCAACAUUCAAAGAUCCAAAAUCAGACAAAGAAGGAGAUUGUGAUGAUCAUUUAAUUUUUGUUUUACAAAGUUACUGCAGGACUUUUGUCAAAGAAAAUAUCUUGGAGGAGUAUUUAUGGUGGUUUAUUUGGCAGAAGGUCUGAAAGCCAAGGAAAAUAAGGAAUAAAAUGACAGUUGUAUCUUGAUAUUAAAUAUCCAUCAGAAAUUAACAAAAUAUAGGUCCAUAUGAAAGUAUAAUUUUAUUAAUCAAAUUCAAAUUUACUCGUCUAUUACAUAGUUCAAAAAACAAUGCUUAUUCUGGUCAGAAAAAUAUCAGUGAGUAAGGGGGGAAAUUCCAAACGUUUUGUGAAAACCUAUAAUGAAGUAUGAUUCUUUUUAGUUAUAAGACACUCCAUUAUUUUAGCUAUAGUAGGUGGUGCAUAAAUGACAUUAACAAAUCAGGCUGCUCCUUGAUAAGAAAACUGGUAUCAUCCUUACUGCAGACCACAAGAGACUUCUGGGACCUGCAGAGGCGCCCCCACCCCAGCCUCAGCGCACACAUACGUUCUGGGCUUUUUCAUGUUCUACCGAAGUUCCUUUUUAAGAUCCAAACAAAAUUAUCCCAUCUUGCAAAACCCUUAUCCCUAUGAAUAUCUAAAAUAUAUUAAAUUAUGCUCUAUGUUUUCUUUUUGUAAAUCUUUAAUUAAUAUAUAUAAAAUACUUUGUGAAGUCUUAUACUGUACAUUAUAAAGAGAUGUCAUUUGUAGUUGAUUUAAAUAUAAUGUUUAUGGUCAUUUUGAUAAAAAAUAAUUUUGGGCAUUAGGCCCUUGUUAAGAAAUAAAACACCCAUUAUAGAUUUUCUUCUAUUGGAAAAUAUAUAAUCUGGCAUACUUUAUUUUUAGUUAUAAUCUAUUCCACAUAGUAGCCUGGGGACAUAUGUACUUAAAAAACUAGUCAAACCACUUUUUGGAAUAAAAUGCAAAAGAAUAGCUGUCCCUAAAACCAAAAUGUGAAUUUCUGGCAGGAAAGAACAUAUAAUAAUGAGGCAAUAAUAAAAUUAGGAAAUUAAUUUUUAACCCUGUCUGUGUGAUUUUUCCCCCUUGGUAAAAAUAUGUAAAAUACGUAGUUAGAGAAAUACGUUCUUGUGAAUUCAUAAUUUUUAUAUCUCAAUCCUUAACAGAUGAACCUAAUCUGUUGUUUCCAAUGUCUUAUUCAUAAUUCUAAGAAAUUCACAAAUGAUACUGCUACAAGAAAGAUAAUAUAUAGUUGUACUACACUAAAAUUUGCUCUAUCACUUAAAAAAAAAAAAAAGGUAAAGCAGUUCAAAAAUACUACUUUAAACCACACCUUUGCAUGACUGAGAUUUUGAACAACUCAAUGGGUGGUUUUACCCACAAGUUAUUUAUUAUUGCUAGCACUGUAAUAUUCCAUGAUUUCCUUAUAUUUUUGUUAUGUGAAGUGUAACUAUGUAAUUCAAUAAAUUUGACAAUCAUAUUCUGCUAACCUUAUAAUGUUACUGAUACCUUAUAACUUGCUAUUUUCAAAAUAAAGUGAAAGAAGGCCCUUUAUUAA